Cucumis sativus (cucumber) is the source of this 1262-nucleotide messenger RNA. Its product is annotated as B3 domain-containing protein At3g19184. The transcript has 7 exons. The record is from RefSeq and is a predicted model, not a curated record. NCBI's taxonomy places the organism in Eukaryota, Viridiplantae, Streptophyta, Magnoliopsida, Cucurbitales, Cucurbitaceae. Gene Ontology annotation, molecular function: DNA binding. Bases 126 to 1094 code for a protein of 322 amino acids.
CUAUAAUAUUGGUGUCCAAAUUUUGUCUUCAACGGAGAAUCGAGAGCUGAACGAGCUUCAUUCACUUCAACGACCGAAUCCUACAACGGUCUCAUUGAGGUAUUCACUCUUUGGUUUCUAGGAAAAUGGUGGAAUCGAACCUGACUUAUGAGGAAUGCCGACGCCAGAGGUUGGAGGAGAAUAAGAAGAGGAUGGAAGAGCUUAAUCUGAACAAGCUUGCUGAUGCUUUCAAAUCUUCCAGUCCUAAAUCCUCUCCGACGAAACAGCUAAAGCGUCCUCGUCAAACACUCGAUGCCUCGUCCUUCUCUGUGAGAAGGUCUAGCCGUUUUUCCGACAAGCCCCCUAUGAACUAUAAGGAGGUGCCCAUUGAACCACUUCCAGGUAUUAGAAGAAGUUAUCAAAGGAGAGAUUUGUUGAAUCGGAUUUAUGCUUCAGAUGAAGAAAGGCAAUAUGCUAUUGACAGAGCACGAGACCUUCAAUCAAGCCUGGAAUCUGAGUACCCCAGUUUUGUGAAGCCAAUGCUUCAAUCACAUGUUUCAGGGGGAUUUUGGCUGGGUCUUCCAGUUCAAUUUUGCAAGACACAUCUUCCCCGUGAGGAUGAAAUUCUAACUUUGGUGGACGAGGAUGAAAAUGAGUUCCAAACGAAAUACCUUGCCGACAAAACAGGUCUUAGUGGUGGUUGGAGAGGGUUUUCCAUUGAUCACCAGUUAGUAGAUGGGGAUGCUUUGGUGUUUCAGUUAACUAAUCCAACUGAAUUCAAGGUAUAUAUCAUCAGGACAUAUAAUUCCGCAGACAAAGAAGAUACCAAAGAGGGUUCUGACGCCACCCAAUUGGAAAGCAGUGGCAAAAAGAACAGCAAAUCAUCAGGGCACAAAUCCAGGGCAAAUAAUUCCGAGGAUAAAGGAGAUAACGAUGAGAAUUCAGAUGUCUUUCAGUUGGGAAAAGGUGGUAAAAGAAGUACUAGAUCAUCAAGGGGUAAAAGCAGGGCAAAUAAAUCUGAAGAUAAAUCAGAUACCGGCACGGAUUCCAACGUCCCCCAGUUGGGAAAUAGUGGCAAAAGAAUUACUAGAUCAUCAAGUAAAGGGAAAAAGUAAUUCAAUGUUUUCCUUGGCCGGAAGGUUUAUUAGAAGUAUCCCUUAUCCAAGGCUGAAAUUUAGAGUUCGAAGAUAUUUUGCGGAGCCUUCGCUCUCUUUGGAUUGUUGUAAUUGUAAGGUGUAACAUCAAGAUAUGAUGAUAAUGACAUGACCCCCUAGUUCUGAUGA